AAACUCGGAGACGGAGCAAACAACGAGAAAACGAAAAGGAUUUGGAGUAAAUAUUUUUGCCUCAUACACAGAAUAAGCAACAUCCUAACACACUGGGCAAGAGAGUCGUAGAGUCGAAAAUACCCGGAGGUCAACUAUGGUACAUGAUCUUAGGUCAUGCCUGUAUUCCCCAUUUCAUGAAGAAAAUAUUAUCAUUAAACUGUUCCCAACAAAACAACUUUGAAAAAUACAAAAAACAACAAAACAAUUUUCCAUUAAAGCAUAAGUUGAGUUUAAUUAACUGUGCUCCAUAAAAUAGAAUUGCUAAGUAGCGUAACGUCACGAGAGGAUGUUGACGUGGAAGGAGAAGCAAAGGUAUAUAAAUAGUGGAGGAAUACCCAGACUAGCAUCAGUAGGUUCCCCUGACGCUGAAGAACUAAAAGGUACCUGUAGUCACCAUGAACUAUCUCCGAGUCUUGAUGAUCGUAGUGGUCAUGAUGGCUGCCGUGGGCGUGGCUAUGGCCUAUCCAGAGCCUGUUACUCCAGUGUUCCACCGUGGGUUUGGUGGUGGCAGAUUUACCGGUCGUGGUGGCUAAAAUGGGUAGAGAGGAGAAGUUGGGACGACGGCUGCACAGACGAACACCUAAACGACACCUGACUCUGAGAACUACCACAAUGAAGAGUGUCGUCCAGUCACGCUAGUUCUGAUAGCCAACACUUAAAGCUCUGCAAUGAAGUCUUCCUUGACCAACUCUUUAUGCAUAAUAAAUAUAUAUAAACAAACAAAAAUCAA
This is a messenger RNA of Cherax quadricarinatus, 772 nucleotides long. Lineage: Eukaryota; Metazoa; Arthropoda; Malacostraca; Decapoda; Parastacidae. The record is from RefSeq and is a predicted model, not a curated record.